AUGGAUAAAGACAAAGAGAGAUUGCUUACGAAAAAACGGCGAUUGAAAUCAGAAUAUGGAGUAGGGCGUCUUCGCCGACACUGUGUGAUUUGUUUGGAACAUGACGGCCGCCGGGCUCAAUUGUCGCCUUGCCGACAUGAUCAGUUUGACUAUGAAUGUAUUCGCCAAUGGUUAGAGAAAUCAUUGACAUGCCCGAUUUGCAAACAAUCAGUAGACUGUGUUUAUUAUGACUUUGCUGGGUCUGGCGGAUGGAAAAAGUGGUAUCCACACUCUUUUUUGUCCCGUCGAAAGAAGCAGAUAAGCAGGGCUUCUUCUUCUUUAAACGGAGAUUCCAUUUAUGGUGUAGCUUCUGAGAACGCAACAAAUAUCGUUGUUGUUCGACGACGGAUUUAUGAGGCAGGAUGGCCCAGUAUUUCCAUGACCUCUCAUCCUGAAAAUAGUAGAUAUUCCCGUGGAUUUACACCCGACCAGUUUUGUUUGGAUUCUUCCUUACAGGGACGGGCAGAUGCUUUUCUUACAACGGAGUUGAUGGUAUUUGAUUAUAUGGACUAUGAGCAAACAUUGUUUUUGCGUGAGUAUAUUCUUGGCCUUCUAAAGCGACAAUCCAUCUCGGAGGAACAAACGGUUCAUGAAUUCAACGAAUUAUUUGGUGAAAGAGAUGGUUCGUUGUUUUUACAUGAGUUAAGUCGGUACUUGUGUUCCUCUAUUUCUUCUCUUAGCACCUUAAUACACAGCAGAAGCUUUUUGUAUGGUCCUGAAAGACUAACAAUGGCUCAGUUAAAUGAAACAUAA
Molecule: messenger RNA, 792 nt
Organism: Schizosaccharomyces osmophilus
Lineage: Eukaryota; Fungi; Ascomycota; Schizosaccharomycetes; Schizosaccharomycetales; Schizosaccharomycetaceae
Gene: mrz1
Product: ubiquitin-protein ligase E3/SUMO transferase
Exons: 1
Coding region: 1-792 (263 amino acids)
Biological process (GO): protein autoubiquitination
Molecular function (GO): ubiquitin-protein transferase activity
Source: RefSeq, a predicted model, not a curated record